GAAAGCAAUGAAAAGGAAAACAAUAACAAAUGAUCAGCACCAAUUUAUAUAUUUCAAAUUAUUUUGAUGCAUUGAAAUUUACCAAUUUAUUCAAGACCAUCUCAUAUCCUUUAUUUUUGUAGCAUUACUGCGCAAAACAUCAUAUAUCCUUGGUUGUAAUCUAAAUCUUACUCAUUGAGUCUGUGGUUAUCUGAGUAGUGACCGCUUAAGGAAAAAUGAUAAGCGAGGAAGUGCAACCACAGAAGAAUACUGAAGUUAUUGUCUAAAUUGUACGCGAUUGCUGAAGUGUUUUCAAGUAUUUUCGUUGUUUCUUUUACAAGUAGCUCAUAUUUUGAUUUAAAUAGAUCUUUGUGUUAAUUUCCAUUCCAUUUUGACGUAUUCAAGCCAAAGACCGGUGCAACCAGAGAGAUUUUCAAGUGACACAAUGCUGUUCUGUUGGAUAAUUUUUGCUUGUUUAAUAUCGGCUACAAUAUGUGAAGAUGUGACUCCAUGUUCUUCACGAGCUACAUGUGGAGCAUGUUUGGCUUCUCACAAUUGUGCUUGGUGUUCAGCUAAAGUCUAUAAAAGAGGUGCUCCUAGAUGUGAUAAAAUUGGUAACUUAAAUGAAAGAGGAUGUCCAAAGGAAAAUAUUGUAACUCCUGCCACUACCUCAGAAAUUUUGGAGAAUGAACCUUUAAGUGAUGCUGGUGCUGUAGCUGGUUCUGCCAUUCAAUUGAAACCACAAAAAUUGAAGCUUUCUUUGAGAGCAGGAGAUCCAGCUAAAUUUAAAGUUACUUUUAGACAAGCUGAAGAUUACCCAGUAGACCUUUAUUAUCUUAUGGAUCUUACUUUCACUAUGAAGAAACAUAAAGAAACGCUGGCUGAAUUAGCAGAUACUAUAGCUGAAAGUAUGAAUAAUGUUACAAAAAAUUUCCGACUUGGUUUUGGAUCCUUUAUUGAUAAAGUUGUAAUGCCUUAUGUUGAUAUGGUUCCUGAUAGAUUACGUAACCCUUGUCGAGAUGUGUAUUGCAAUUCUCCAUAUGGUUUUAGAAAUCAUCUGUCUUUGAAUGAUGAUGUUACACUAUUUACCAAAGAAGUUUCUAGGGCAAAUUUAUCUGGUAACUUAGACAAUGCUGAAGGAGGAUUUGAUGCUAUAAUGCAAGUCAUUGUCUGCAAAGAAAAAAUUAAAUGGAAUGAUCGCUCAAGAAAAAUUAUUCUAUUUGCGACAGAUGGUAUUUUUCACUAUGCAGGAGAUGGAAAGUUAGGUGGAAUUGUAAAACCCAAUGAUGGCAGCUGUCAUUUAGAUGAUGAGGGUUAUUAUACUGAAAGUAUAUACCAGGAUUAUCCAUCUUUGAGCCAAAUAAAUAACAAGAUUAUUGAAAAUAAAAUUCUGAUCAUAUUUGCUGUCCCUGAUUCUGAGUUGCCUCUGUACCAGCGACUGACUACGCAUGUGGAAGGAACUUAUGCUGAGAGAUUAGAAAGUGAUGCUUCCAACAUUGUAGAUUUAAUUCAGCAGCAAUACAAUAAAAUCCAAUCUAAAGUGGAACUUAAGGACACUGCUCCAGAUUUUCUAAAGAUAUCUUAUUCAUCAAGUUGCUUAGGUGAAGAAGUUAAAGAUGUCAACUUUUGCGAAGGCUUAAAAGUGGGCACUACGGUGGAUUUUGAUGUAAAAGUUGAACUCUUGGACUGUCCUAAAAAUAUGAGCCUCUGGUCGCAUAAGAUACAAAUAUCACCUGUAGGUAUUAAUGAAGAUAUAUCUUUGGAUGUGGAUUUACUUUGUGAAUGUGAUUGUGAGAAACCUGAAUAUGAGGAACUCCUUAGUCCUGAAUGCAGCAAUGCUGGUACAUAUGCCUGUGGCAUUUGUAGUUGUGAAGCUAACUUUUUUGGUAGAAAAUGUGAAUGUCAAGGUGAUGAUGUCGUGAAAGAAGAUAAAUUGUCAUUGUGUAGAAAAGAUGAAAACAGUACACUUUGUUCUGGCCGAGGUGACUGUGUGUGUGGAAUUUGUGAUUGUUAUGCAGGACCGAGCAGUGAUUUGAAGAUCUAUGGUGAAUACUGUGAGUGUGAUACUUUCUCUUGUGAACGAGACUCCAGUGGGCUAGUAUGUGGUGGAGAGGAACGAGGAAGGUGUUGUGGUGAAUGUGUUUGUAAUCCAGGAUGGACAGGAUCUGCCUGCGAAUGUAGAGCUACUAAUGACACUUGCAUUGCUCCUGCAGAUAUUGAAACUGGAAGAUUUUGCAGUGGACGAGGAGAAUGUGUUUGUGGUGAAUGUCAGUGUUACAGAGAUGAUGAGAGGGGAUAUUUUGGUGGUCCAUAUUGUGGUGAUUGUAGUUUCCAAACAUGUGAGGGAAGGUGUACAGAAUUUCGGGAUUGUGUGCAAUGUAAAGCAUUUGAUGUAAGCCCCUUAAGUGAGGAGGAAUGCAAUAAUUGCACUAUAGUACCUGAACUGGUUGAUAAUGUGGAUGAUAUAUCACAAAAUGAAAGAAAAUGCAUUUUCAAAGAUGAAGAAGAUUGUUCUUUUACUUUUGUUUAUGGCUAUGAUGAUAAUAAUAAACCUGUCAUUAGAGUUCUUCAAACAAGAGAAUGUCCAAGCAAAGAACCAGUUUUAUGGAUAGCAUUAGGAGUUACAGCAGGAGUUUUCUUAAUUGGACUCAUUGCUUUAUUAAUUGGAAGAUUUGUCAUUUAUUUAAAAGAUAAAAGAGACUGUGAAAGAUUUUUAGAAGAAGUGAACAAAAAUACUCAAUGGGGCAAUGAAACAAAUCCUAUUUACAAAGAAGCCAUUUCAGAAUAUCCCAACCCUAUUUAUGAGCAAACUCAGUAAACUUAUAUUGAAGUUUGUUUUUUAAUUACCGUUUUUCUAGUCCUUGAAAAUGGAUGAAUAUUUUCAUAUGUCAUUAUGUAAUUAUUUAUUUUCUCUUUAUUUUUUGGUGGAUUGUUUCAAUACCCUUCAAGAGAUUUUACCACUCCUUUUAAUAUGUUCUCUUUUAUGUUUUGAUUCUAUUAUGUUGUAGAUGUUAUUUUGCAUUAUAUUAUGUUUUAAAAUAAUGAAAUAUAUUGUUAUCAAUAAUAAUUAAAAAAAAACCCAAUCAAUUUUUAGGUUUAGUUUUUUUUUUUUUUUUUCCCUUACAGAUUUUUUUGAAUUUUAAUAAAAAUAGAAUAAAAUUUACUUAUAUAUAUAUAGAUAUAGAUAUAUAGAUAAAGUUCUUCUGAUUGUUUUAUAUAAUUUGUGGAACUAAAUUUAUGUUUUUUCCUAACACAGGGUAAUUCAAUUAUAAACAUGUGCAUAUGAUAUUUUACAUUCAUUUAAACUGAUAUACAUUUUUUGUAAGCCAUCAUUUUUUAGUAUCUUUCUUUUUUAAUUAUUUAUAAAAGUGCAUAAUAUAGGAAAGUUUUAGUUCCUAGAAAUAUAAUAAAUUAGUUAACCUUUUGUAUACUUGAAUAUAUAAUAUUAUAGUUACCUAUUUGAAAAUGCUGGACAUUUUCUGCAUCAUAUCAGGCAUGAAAAAACUUCUGCUGAAAAACUUCCUGCAAUAUGUGUUGGUGAAAAUGUCUUAUUUAUAUUAUUCAAAUAUUAGCUAUAAUUUUCUGAAUCCAGGCUUAUUACUUGGUCUUGACCUUUGUGCUGAAAAACAAUUAAUAAUAGGAUCAAAAAUAGAGAGAAAUAUGAAUACGAGCUUUUGAUUUUAUAAAUAAUUCAAUUUUAUUGUUACUAUUCCAGUUAGUACAUAUUUAAAUUAAACUAAUUAAAAAUGAAGUUCUUUUUUAAAGAAUAACUAUCAAGUUGCCAAUCAAAAUAAAUACAUGUUGUGAGCAUAAUUUUCUUUCAGUAAAUGCUUGUACAUAUAUACUACUUCUACCAAAAAUAUAUAGUGAUAAUAUUUGGCAUUACAUGUUGGCAAUCAUAGUUUUGAUAUAUGCUAUUGUAGAAAGUAGUAUUACUGUGUAGUGGGAGAUUCUAUUUUAGUUUUAGUUUUGAUAGUAGCUUUUCUGUCUUGUUAAGUGUCUUUAUAAUAUCUAUUGCAUUAUAAAUAUUUUAAAUAUGUUAGUCUAGUAUGUAAUGCAUGUCAAGUUAAAGUUCUUUGAUUUAUUAUAUAUAUAUUUGUUUUUAUAUUUCACUUUUUUAAUUUAAUAUUUUAAAGUGUACACUUUUUUGAAUAUAUGUUAGUGUGUAUUAGCAUUAAUUUUUUCGUGUCAAUUUCCUAGUAAAAUUUUGCUGUGAAUUGUCCAGGUGUUUAAUAAUAUGUAUGCAUUUUUUGCAUUCCAUUGUUAUGUUAUAUUGUUUUGUUGUCAAGUAUUUUUAGCAUUUUAUUCAUGUUUUCACCAUUUUUUUGAGGAAGGUUUAUUUGUUUGCAUUUUUUUUCAAUGCCACAUUCUUUACUUAAAUUUGUCAGUAAUUUAAUUGUGAUUCUCAUUAUUUUGUUUUGGUCACAACUAAGCAGGUACUGAAAUUUGAUAUUAACUGGUAACUCAAAUACAUAUCAAGCUUUUGAUUGUACUGUUGUUCAGUAUAAUUAUUACAAGUUUUUACCGUGCUGUUAGAAAAUACUUCAAAUAUGGAUUAUUAUAGACUGCCCUCAAAAUUACCAGAUUUGUAAGUUUUAACAAUGCAAAUACCUUUUCAACUCUUUGUAAAAUUUGAAGCUUCAUAAUUAUGCCAAAGAACCUUUCAGAUUUAAAUAUCAUAUCAAAUAUCAUUUAUUCCUAUACUGUAUAAAUACUUUGCCAGUAGUAUAGCAAAAAUAAGUGGGGCCUAGGACAUAAUAUGAUUGUGUCACUCUAAUUGCCGUCAAUAUCUUAAUGAAUGUAAAUGAUGAGUAGGUUGUUUUUAUUUUUCUUAGUUCCUUUAUCAGAAUUGACCUCAAAAAGUGAUAGAAACUUACUAAAAUUGUGUCUAUAAUUGCAGCCUCCAAAACUGUCAUCUACGAUAUCCAUACCCACUUUGCCCCUUUAUUUUUUUGCUAUGCCACUGUGCAUCAUUUGUGGGCAUUAGAGUUUGAUAUAUUUUUUUUUAUUUCUGUUUGAGAGCUUUAUUAUACUUUUAACUAAUCAUAAACAUAUAUGAAAAAAGAACAUAAUUCUAAAUUGUACUUAUUAAUUCUUUUGUUGAAUUUUUGUUGAUAAAAUAUUGACCUGUUCUGUCUUUUUACAAGAAUUAUAAAACAUUUUGCAUUUUUAACUUUUAAGAAUCAGUGUUAUUCCAUAAAUUAAAUGCUGAUUCCCAGUUCAAUAUACUAUGCUGCUCUGUCAAUUAAUGAAAUAAUUUUUAUUAUAAAUGAAAUUUGUAAUGCUUAUAAAUUAUUUCAAAUCACAUAUUUAUAGAUUUCUUCUGAAUUCAGGCAGAUCUGUUGAGUUGAUUUUAUUUAAAGAAAUAAUUUCAUAAGAAAUAAAUUUGUUAAUUAAAAUAUAAUCGUUUUGUGCUUUUUAAAAAUGCAGUUUGAUAGAUCAAACUGCAUUUUUCUCAAUUCUCAAAAAAUUCUCAGAAGUUUUGAAAUACUUUGCAGAAAUUAAAAGUAAAAUCUUUUUUAAUGUUUUGCAUUUUAUUUAUUUUACUCUGUUUUUCUAGUUAAUUAUGAAAUAUAGCAUUUUUUUCAUACUUGAAAUUAGAAAUGGCAAUAAUAAUUCUUUGAUAGAUUGUCUAACAUAUAGUUUCUGUUAUUGGAUCUACUUGUUUAGUACAAACAUGUUUUCAUUUAAGAAUAUAAUGCGAGUAUUUGGCCAUUGCUGUCAGCUGUUUUUAUUUCUAUUGUUUUUAUUAUUAUUAUUAUUAUGUUUUUUAUUAUAAAAGUUAAAUACUCAGCUUUUUGAUUAUUAGUUUGUUUUAUCUUUGCAUGAAACUUUUGAUUCUGUAGCCUUUUUUUUUAUGUUAAUUGCAGCUGAUAUGUUCCUAAACUAAUAAUUUAUUAUACUGAUAACUUGAUUUGUGAUAAUUCUGUAAUGCCAUCCACAGUGUAAACCAUCCAGAAUCCUUUGUGUUCAUAGUUUUUACUGUUAAAUGUUUAUUAUAAAUGUUAAUUUGUUUUAUUGUAUUCCAGUAGAUUAUGUUUAAUUAGUGUUGUUUUGUUGCAUUUUGUGUAAGAAAUAUUUGAGGUAAGCAUAAAUGUAAUGCAAAAUGAAAGAAAUAAAUAUUUUAUUUGCUUUUAA
Argiope bruennichi is the source of this 6117-nucleotide messenger RNA. Its product is annotated as integrin beta-PS-like. Gene Ontology annotation, molecular function: integrin binding. The transcript has 22 exons. Gene Ontology annotation, biological process: cell migration; integrin-mediated signaling pathway; cell-matrix adhesion. The record is from RefSeq and is a predicted model, not a curated record. The coding region runs from base 425 to 2797 and encodes 790 amino acids. Lineage: Eukaryota; Metazoa; Arthropoda; Arachnida; Araneae; Araneidae. Gene Ontology annotation, cellular component: focal adhesion; cell surface; integrin complex.